AUCGUAGCUAGCUAGCUACGUGUUGUCUUGCUACUAUAGCUGCGUGCAUGUUGCUAGAAAGCAGAUUCAAAGCUAACUUUAGCUAGUGUUGGCUGAAGGCAGCAGCAACUGAGUAUAUGAUGCUUUCUAGCUAAAUACAGUACUGUAGCUAGCUACGGUCUCUGUUGUACAGGGUUGUAUGCACACAUUGUAUGUAGCUAGCCUUUUAUGAAUAGUGUAGAUUCCCUGUGUGUGAAUGUACUCUGCCAAACGGUCUGGACCUUUAUGGCACAGUAGGAAAGUGUACAACAUGCUCUGUAACAUACAGUACAGUAGCUAACGUUAGUUGCUUGUUCAUGCCCUAGCUGUACCCCUCUUGCUCUAAAGGGUAGAUUAUCCCUGAAGCCUCCUUCAUUUGAUGGAAGUGUUUCCAUUUGCAUUGGGAAUAGAGGCUUCUCCGGAGAGGUGGAAUAAUGUGGUCAAUGGCCAUCCUGUAUACAACAGCCCCUGCCAAGAGGUCUGGAGGGACCUUCAUGGCAGAGGCACACGCUCGUGGAUAUCUGGUGAGAAAGGAGAUCAACUGUGCGCGUUCAGAGUUUGAGGACAUUGUGAGAGAUAUCGACGGAGACGUGAACCAUUUAGACUGGAAGGGGAACAUAACUGCCAUUCCUCACUUCAAAGACAUUGAUGGCCCAUUGCAAAACUCUGGUAUCUUCACCAAAAAACAUGCGGAAGAAGCACCAGACAGGGAAAGCCAUCCUCUGGAGCAGCCAGGGGAGAGAAAAGGGGCACAGCUUAUGUCAGAUAGGAUAGAACCAGAGAGAGACGACCCCCACAGCCAUGGACUAGCAUCCAUCUCCAGGGGCUCCUCCAGUCCUCCUUCUUUUCCACCUGGGGGUGAGGGGGAGACUGAGAGCAGUCAGGGGGAGCUGCUGGAUGGAGGAGGCAUGCUGGAGAGCACAGGGGGUGCGACCACUGUCUGGAGCAGUCUGGGUCUAGAUGUGAGCUAUGGUCGUUUUCAGAAAGGUUCCCAGCAGUGGCGUAGUCUGGGCCAGGACGUGCCCCAUACCCCUGAAGCCUUGCAGCUACACAGGAACACUCUGACCAUGGAGAUGCUGUGGCUUCAACAAGCUAUUGCCAGCCGUAAAAAAUACCUGUCACUGAAAGAGAGACUGAAUAUGUCCUAAUGGCAGAGGACCAAGGAGAGGAUGUUGCUCUAAACUGGACAUUGAUUUGUAGGACUGAAUCUUUCCCCAUGUUGAUAAAUGAAAUUAUGUAAGGAUAAAUUAAAUGAUACCCCUCCCGGUCGGGGAUAGCUAGAUUAAUUUAUUUGGUAUCUGAUUAUUUAUGUAUCACAUUUUUGGGGUAUUUAUUCAAGAUGUGUAUGAGUGGCACAGAGUGAAUGUUUGGGGAAACAUAUAUUAUUAAUAAAGUUUAUGUUUGUAAGUAUCCAUUGACGACAUGUUUUUUAAUAAUAAUACUUACGUUGUUGCUAUCAGUGCUACAUUUGAUGUUGCUUCCUUACGUUGUUGCUAUCAGUGCUACAUGUGAUGUUACUUCCUUAUGUUGUUGCUAUCAGUGCUACAUGUGAUGUUACUUCCUUAUGUUGUUGCUAUCAGUGCUACAUGUGAUGUUACUUCACGUCACUACUAUUGUCUUCAUCGCUGCAUAACUAUGGUGAUCUCCAUUGUUUUCAAACAAGUUAUGGGAGAGAUUCAAGGGAAUUCCUGCUGCCUUUAGUUUAUCUCAGGUGAUUCACACAAGCUCAUAUUUCCCAUUGAGACCACAUAGUCAACACAAUCAUUAAAGUGCAGUUAUAUUAUUCAA
Coregonus clupeaformis (lake whitefish) is the source of this 1806-nucleotide messenger RNA. It is a transcript of the gene iqcc, whose product is annotated as IQ motif containing C. The transcript has 5 exons. The record is from RefSeq and is a predicted model, not a curated record. The coding region runs from base 453 to 1166 and encodes 237 amino acids. Gene Ontology annotation, molecular function: protein binding. Lineage: Eukaryota; Metazoa; Chordata; Actinopteri; Salmoniformes; Salmonidae.